Prosopis cineraria is the source of this 2425-nucleotide messenger RNA. RefSeq names its product U4/U6 small nuclear ribonucleoprotein PRP4-like protein. NCBI's taxonomy places the organism in Eukaryota, Viridiplantae, Streptophyta, Magnoliopsida, Fabales, Fabaceae. Gene Ontology annotation, biological process: mRNA splicing, via spliceosome. Gene Ontology annotation, cellular component: U4/U6 x U5 tri-snRNP complex. The transcript has 6 exons. Bases 166 to 1878 code for a protein of 570 amino acids. Gene Ontology annotation, molecular function: U4 snRNA binding; U6 snRNA binding; protein binding. The record is from RefSeq and is a predicted model, not a curated record.
GUGCUAGCUAUUUCAUUCCGAGUAAACCCUCGUUUUGCGACGUCUCUUCCAGUUCCUCGUCACCGCACAUCCGUCUUCUUUCCUACCAGUCGUAGCUGCCCCCAUUGUUGAAUUACACUGCCGCCAUAACUGCCGCCAGUUUCUGCUCCGACGAGUUAAGGCAUUAUGGAAGUCGAGGACGAAAAGACUACCUCUACUGUUUCUACGGAAACCUCUGUACCAACAUCUGAUGCUCAAAGCAUGGUUUCUCCUAUUCCUGCGGUGCAGCCUGUAAUUCCGACAGUCGUUCCACCAUCUGUUGUGCCUCCUAUUGCUCCAAUUCCUUCAAUUCCUCCCUCCACUACUCUCCGCCCACUGGCACCACUUCCUGUUCGUCCACCUUCUAUUAGGCCACCCGUGUCGCAAAAUGGUGAGGUUAGAUCAACUGACUCAGAUUCAGAUCAUGAUGACUUAGGACCCGGGAUAAACAAGGGUACGGGGGAGUAUGAGAUAUCAGAAGAGAGUAGAGUGGUAAGAGAAAGGCAGGAAAAGGCAAUGCAGGAACUUAUGAUGAAGAGGCGCGCUGCUGCUCUGGCUGUUCCUACAAAUGACAUGGCUGUGCGGGCUCGUCUUCGCCGUCUCGGUGAACCCAUCACUCUCUUCGGUGAAAGGGAAAUGGAGAGAAGAGAUAGGUUGCGAAUGAUUAUGGCCAAGUUGGAUGCUGAAGGUCAGCUGGAAAAACUGAUGAAAGCUCAUGAAGAUGAAGAGGCCGCAGCUUCUUCUGCCAAAGAUGAAGCCGAGGAAGACCUACAGUAUCCCUUUUACACUGAAGGGUCAAAGGCCCUCCUGGAUGCCAGAGUUGAUAUUGCUAAGUUUUCUUUAGUAAGAGCAGCAACACGUCUGCAUCGUGCUCAGAGAAGAAGAGAUGAUCCAGAUGAAGAUAUAGAUGCGGAAAUAAAUUGGGCGUUAAACCAGGCAGAGAACUUGGUUCUUGAUUGCAGUGAGAUUGGAGAUGAUCGUCCACUUUCUGGUUGCUCCUUCUCAGCAGAUGGAAAAUGGCUUGCUACCUGUUCCCUGACUGGAGCUGCGAAACUUUGGAGCAUGCCUGAAGUUCAAAAAAUUUCUACCUUAAAGGGCCACUUCGAGCGUGCUACUGAUGUUGCCUACUCUCCUGUGCAUAACCAUUUAGCAACGGCCUCUGCUGACCGCACUGCAAGGUAUUGGAAUGAUCAAGGAUCUCUUUUACAGACAUUUGAGGGUCAUCUUGACCGUCUUGCUCGCAUUUCCUUCCAUCCAUCUGGGAAGUACCUGGGCACUGCUAGCUUUGACAAGACAUGGAGAUUGUGGGAUGUAGAAACAGGAGAGGAGUUGCUUCUCCAAGAAGGUCACAGUAGGAGUGUAUAUGGUUUAGAUUUCCACCAUGACGGAUCAUUAGCUGCAUCUUGCGGACUGGAUUCACUUGCUCGAGUUUGGGACCUUCGUACUGGGAGAAGUAUUCUUGCCCUGGAAGGUCAUGUCAAGCCGGUUCUUGGCAUCAGUUUUUCACCCAAUGGUUAUCAUUUAGCCACAGGUGGCGAAGACAACACUUGUCGCAUUUGGGAUUUGAGAAAGAAGAAAUCCUUGUAUAUCAUUCCAGCUCACUCUAAUUUAAUAUCACAAGUCAAAUUUGAGCCACAUGAGGGUUAUUUUUUGGUAACAGCUUCGUAUGAUAUGACAGCUAAGGUAUGGUCAGCUCGUGAUUUUAAGCCUGUCAAAACUUUAUCUGGGCAUGAAGCAAAAGUUACUUCUCUAGAUGUUCUUGGAGAUGGACGGUACAUUGCUACUGUCUCCCAUGAUCGAACCAUUAAGUUGUGGUCCAGCAACAUGGCUAGUGAGCAAGCCAUGGAUGUUGAGUGUUGACUGAACUACCAUGGUCAAGUGGUCAGAAUACAAUUUCUGAAAGAAUCCUGAUUUGCGGAAUCAGAUUCAUCUUGGGGCUCAUUGAGUCUGCAAAAAACAUUUUGGUCAGAAAAGCAUUACCAACCAGUGGCAGAGAGGUGCAAAGCAAUUUUGAUUCAGAAUUUGGUUUGAAACAAGGUGAGUUCUAAUUACCCCAUUGGACAAAACAGGGCCAAAGAUGUAGCCAUUAAGGGUUGAACUAGGUUGAAAGAAUUAGCGUUUUUGCUCUUGUAUUCAGGAUCUGUUUAUGCUCCCAUCUGCAUGACGAAAUAUACCAGAAUCUUCGAACCUACCGAAUGUACCAUACUUAAUAGUCGUAACAGAGUGCAUUUACUGCCAAAUGCCUACAUGUUUGCAACCGAUGCCAUUACCUUUGCCCAACGUCAAGGACAUUUAUUCUGGUAUGUUUAUCGAUGGAAAUAUGGAAUUUGUGUAGAAAACGGCCGGAAUCACGUGUAACUUGUGUCCAUCCUGAAUAAUCAGAAAGCACUAGAAAAAUUCUGAAGGA